AUGGGGAAGCGCAAUUUCGCCGACUUCUCGGAAUCCCCAUACACACCGCACGACCGCAGCCAAUCCCUACAACUGACCCGGCUCUUCCAGAAAUUCGAAUAUGGCGUGAUGACCCUAUCGAAAGCGCUCAAGGUAGCGCGGGGGUUCGAGCGCCAGAAGCUCGGACGACGAGAGAAGACGGCGCAGAAGGAAGAGAGUGAGAAGAAGGAGGGGACGUUGAGUCGCAUUGCGGAGGAGAUUCAGGUUGUUAAGACCCUCGACCCCCACACCACCGCCGAGAAAUACCUCUUCAAGCAACUCCUCAAGACGAAACGAAUCGCCGAGUCACCGCUCUUCAUCGCCUUCAAGGAUAAAAAGAAGAUCGCGGCGGAGGGGCCGAAGAGCUCGGCCGAGGCGAACGUCACGGCACGGUUGUACAAGUCUACGCCGGUGAAGAAUGUGUUUCCGGGGAUUAUGGAGGGGAUACGCAAGUUGUUGGGGAUUGAAGAUAAGCCUGCGGGUGGGGAUGUGAAGGGAGCUGACAAGAAGGCGAAAGACGGGAAGACGAAGGAGAAAUCUACCAAGGAAGACAAGAAGAAAUCAAAGGAUGACAGCGAGACUGUAUCGACCAAACGGACCAGCGCAUCCGCUGACCCCGACGCCUCGCCAAGCGGCGACGAAGACAUCAACAUGGACGACGCAGGCUCGGACGCAGACAGCAUCGACUUUGCGCAAUUCGAUGCGCGACUCGCGCCCGAUUCCGGGAACGAAGACGAAGACGAAUCCGAGGAUGACGGUCGCGCUCGCAACGACAUCAGCGACGAUAUCAGCGGCGAAGAAGAAGAAGACGACGACGACCAACACAUCUCCAUCUCCCGCUCUCCAUCCCCCGACGCCCCUCCUACGAAGAAAGCCAAGGGAAGCAAAGCGUCCUCAACGCCCGCGACCAGCACGACCUUCCUCCCAUCACUCACAAUGGGCGGAUACUGGUCCGGAUCCGAGGACGAGGCUGAAGACGGCGAGGCGGCGAACGAGCCCCCGCGUCGCAAGAACCGUAUGGGUCAGCAGGCGCGUCGGGCGCUCUGGGAGAAGAAGUACGGAUCUGGAGCGAAUCACGUCAAGCAGGAGAAGAAUAAGCGGAAGGCAGGCGGACGCGAUAAUGGGUGGGAUGCUCGGCGGGGAGCGACUGAUGGGGGUGAUCGCUGGGGACGGGGUGGCGGUAGGGGCAGGCCGCAGCAGCAGCAGCAGUUUGGACGUCCUCAGCGCGGAGGGCCUCCAGCGAAGAAGCCGGAGGAUAAUAAGCCAUUGCAUCCGUCAUGGGAGGCGGCGAGAAAGGCGAAGGAGCAGAAGGCUACUGCUGCUUUCCAGGGAAAGAAGGUUACGUUCGAUUAG
Molecule: messenger RNA, 1371 nt
Organism: Aspergillus welwitschiae
Lineage: Eukaryota; Fungi; Ascomycota; Eurotiomycetes; Eurotiales; Aspergillaceae
Product: BUD22 family protein
Exons: 2
Coding region: 1-1371 (456 amino acids)
Biological process (GO): maturation of SSU-rRNA
Cellular component (GO): nucleus; 90S preribosome
Source: RefSeq, a predicted model, not a curated record